Messenger RNA from Cimex lectularius (bed bug), 841 nucleotides. RefSeq names its product THO complex subunit 7 homolog (gene thoc7). Gene Ontology annotation, cellular component: THO complex part of transcription export complex. The record is from RefSeq and is a predicted model, not a curated record. The coding region runs from base 137 to 778 and encodes 213 amino acids. Lineage: Eukaryota; Metazoa; Arthropoda; Insecta; Hemiptera; Cimicidae. The transcript is spliced from 4 exons. Gene Ontology annotation, biological process: mRNA processing; mRNA export from nucleus.
UGUUAUCAAAAUAAACAAGCGGUGUUUCUUUGAGAGCACAAGGAAAUUGCAAGUUUUAAAAAUAUAAAAUGUGUUUUUUUUAAUUAUAAAUAAUCUAAUUGUUGUGUAAUUAGUGUAAUGCAAUAUUGAACAAAAUAUGAAUGAAGAGGAAAUUAUUAAAAAAAGACUCCUUGUCGAUGGAGACGGAGCUGGUGACGAUAGGAGGAUUAAUUUACUGUUGAAACAGUUUCAGCAAUGGUGUGCUGACGAUGAGGCUGAUGUGAAAUUGACCAGAGACCAUCUCCUCUCUCAGGUCAACAAGUGCGAGUACGCGUUCCUCAAGUCACGGCUGACGGCUACAAUGGCAGAAGCCGAGGUCGAGAACUACGAGUUCAUAAGCAAGCAGAUCGAACAGGAGAUUGAGAGAGUCAAGGAGGAAAUCGUAAAGACAAAAGAGGAUUUCAAAGAGGCUAAGGUGAUACGGAAAAACCGGCUCGAGUAUGAAGUUCUCGCCAAGGUCAUAAACGAACAGCAAGACAGGAAAGAGACAAAUGAAAAACUUGAAAAAUUACGCUCCGAACUUGAAACACUCGAGGUAAAAUACAACCAGUUGGAAAGCAAAUUAGACAUGAGGCGUAAACAGUUUCAUGUCUUGUUCGCUUCGUUACACCAGCUCCAAGUAUUGCUCGACGAAGAUGACAAUGACGAAAACAACCUCAUCGACGUUUCUUUAGAGACACUCGACGAAUUAGAUACAAAACGAGAAAUAACAGACGAAGUAAUGGAUAUAGUAAUGUAGUUAUUUUGUAAUAUUUAAAUAUAUUUGUAACUGAGUUUAAAUAAAUCUCUUUUUAAAAGAAAA